AAUUUCAAAAAGCAGGGCAUUUCAUAGGGAUUUUAAUUUUAAUGAGGACUGAAGUGUAAAGUAAAGUAUGAUUUGGGGAGUUUAAUAUAAAUCUGGAAAGUACAAAAUUUGGAAGCGGCCAUUAAUGAAAGUGCCGUUCUCUUGUGUUCAACAAUGGCUACCAUUGUCUACCCUCCUUUAAUCCCACCAAACACCCGCCUCCGAUCCCGCCGCCCCUUUUCCCGGCAACUUCCGCCACGCUGUAACACAACCAUCACCGCCUCCGCCACCACUGAAAACCUCCGAGUCGUUUUCGCCGCCGGAGGCACCGGCGGCCACAUUUACCCCGCACUAGCCAUAGCCGACGAGCUCAAAAUCUCGAAACCCAAGACCCAGUUCCUCUUCGUCGGAACCCCCAACGGCAUGGAGGCCACCGCCGUACCCGCCGCCGGCUACCCCUUCACCGCCGUCCCCACCGCCCCACUCGCCCGCCCUUUAAUCUCCUUCCAAAACUUCUUCCUCCUUCCAUAUCUCCUCACAAAAUCCACACUCAAGAGCUACAAAAUCAUACGCGAAUUCGAUCCCCACAUUGUUAUCGGCACCGGCGGCUUCGUUUCGUUCCCGACUUGCCUCGCCGCCGCCAUUAGAGGCGGGGGUAAGCUACUGAUACAGGAGCAGAAUUCCGUACCGGGUAUCGCAAAUUUAGUUCUCUCCCUAUUCGCUGAUAAAGUCUGCGUUGCCUUUAAUUCCACCUUGGAGUGUUUUUGGCAGAAGUACAAGUGUGUUGUGUGUGGGAAUCCUGUGAGAUUCUCAUUGACGAAGCAGACGUGUACGAAAUCUGCCGCCAGACGGCAUUUCUUUCCGAAUGCGGCGGUUAUCGGGAAGGAGAAGGUGGUGUUGGUGCUCGGAGGUUCAUUAGGUGCUACUACGAUUAACAUCGCUCUGUCUAAUGUGUAUUGUUCGAUGUUGAACGAGAACGAAGACUUGUUCGUCGUUUGGCAGACGGGAUUGAAGGCAUUCCGUGAAAUCGAGAGCCGUGUGAGAAACCAUCCUCGGCUACUUCUUUCUCCGUUCUUGAAUGCUAUGGAUUUGGCAUAUGCAGCUGCAGACGUAAUUGUUUCGAGAUCUGGCGCGAUGACUUGCUCUGAAAUCUUGGCCACGGGGAAACCUUGUAUUUUGAUACCAUCGCCGAAUGUUGCAGAGGGACAUCAGUUCAAAAAUGCUUCUCUAAUGGCUGAUUUAGCUGGUUCAAGGGUUAUUCUCGAAGACGAGCUGAACUCGGUCACACUUAGAAAUGCCAUCCAAGAAAUUGUCGGAAACGAGAGAGUGAUGGCAGAGAUGUGUGAGAGGGCUGUGCAAGCUGCAAAGCCAAAUGCCUCGGCUCUGAUCGUUGAACAUAUACUUUCCCUAACACGCGAACUAGGUUUCAAGCAUUGAGGAAUAAAUGAACUUGUGUAAGCUUUCUUGAAAAGCUGUUGUUUUAGUGAUUAGUUGUUUUGUUAAAUGUCUUGUGCUUCUGCGCGAAACCAAUUCCUACUGUACGAGGGCGGUGUUACCAAUUGCUGUCAGUAAUUUAAACAUUUGAAUUAGUUCAUCUUUCAAAUUUGAUUUUUCUUUGUCUUUUUAGAACAAUAUUAUUCGUUCCGGUUUUCGAAAGUUCCGAUUUCUGAUUUGUAUGAUUAUAAUUGGAAUUUAUGUGAUUUCUGA
Messenger RNA from Erythranthe guttata (spotted monkey flower), 1686 nucleotides. RefSeq names its product UDP-Glycosyltransferase superfamily protein. Gene Ontology annotation, biological process: carbohydrate metabolic process. Lineage: Eukaryota; Viridiplantae; Streptophyta; Magnoliopsida; Lamiales; Phrymaceae. The record is from RefSeq and is a predicted model, not a curated record. Gene Ontology annotation, molecular function: undecaprenyldiphospho-muramoylpentapeptide beta-N-acetylglucosaminyltransferase activity.